This is a messenger RNA of Chironomus riparius, 1170 nucleotides long. The record is from the annotation of a GenBank genome assembly. Lineage: Eukaryota; Metazoa; Arthropoda; Insecta; Diptera; Chironomidae.
AUGCAUAUAAGCUUGUCAAUCUGCAGCACACCAAAAAGAUCAUCUCGAGAUAAUCCGUGCAACUUGCUAAUAAAGCUCACAAAAUUGUUCAUAGUUUUACUGCUAAGCAUCUAUUUAUUUGAUGACAUUUCUACAUACCGUGAUACUCAAGUUGAUAGCUUUAAACUAAGCGUGCCAUUCACAAAUGUCCCAAAGACAAGCCAGAGAAAUGAAAGCCUUAAGUACAUUUUAUUUUGGACCACGUGGUGGUAUUUUCCACUUUGGUAUAUGGGAAAGGAAGUGCAAGGUGAAGAGUAUUUAAAGUCUAUCGACUGUCCAGUCACAAACUGUGUGUUUUCACAUGAUCGCCACUUGCUGCCUCGACCAACUGACUAUGAUGCUUUGGUCUUUCAUGUUGGUGAUUGUCUUGAUAUUGAUGAUUUGCCGUCAGCUAGGAGAGAAGAUCAGUUUUAUGUUGUGGCUGAUGAAGAAACUUCUUUCUUUUCCUGGCACAACUUCAAGUUGGAUGAUAACUUCUUCAACAUGACACUAACGUAUCGACUUGAUGCCGACAUCCUUUGGAACUAUGGAUUAUUUAUUGACAAAGAGACUGGAACUUGGUUCCUUUCGCACUGCAAUACCAACUCGAAUCGUGAUCAUUUGGGAAAAAAGAUUCAAGAAUAUAUGAAUAUUGAUAUUUAUGGACUAUGUGGCAACCUUACAUGUCAAAUUCCAAGCAUUUAUAACGAAACAGCACGUCGGACAUGCACAGACAUGCUGAAUUCAACCUACAAGUUCUAUUUAUCAUUUGAGAACUCAAUUUGUACUGAUUACAUGACUGAGAAGGUGUACCUGAAUAUGGACAACUAUAUUGUGCCAAUUUUAUACAAUGGAAUCACAGACAUGCAGCACUUCCUCCCACCACACUCAUACAUUCAUGUCAAUGACUCGAGCAGUGUCGAAGAUCUCGUCAAUUAUCUCAAAUAUUUAGACAAAAAUCCACAAGAAUAUGCAAAUUAUUUCUGGUGGAAGAAGUAUUACAAAGUGCUCACUAAUGCUCACAGCUAUGCUUACUGUGACAUGUGUAUGAAAGUGAAUGAAUGGAAUACAAAACAAAAACGACAGUCUUAUAAUGAUUUGAAUGGUUGGUUGACUCAAAAGACUUGCUAUAAUAUGAGUAAAAAUUUCUAA